AUGGGUAUUUGCGCCCGGGGUCUUUGCGAUUCCCGGCGUCUUUUGAGCCUCUGCGUCUUUGCGCCUCGGGGUCUUUGCGCCUCCCGGGUCUUUGUCCAUCGGGGUCUUUGCGCCUCGGGGUCUUUGCGCUUCCCGGGGUCUUUUGCGCCUCUGGGUCUUUGCGCCUCGGGGUCUUUGCGCUUCCGGGGUCUUUGCGCCUCCCGGCGUCUUUGCGCCUCGGGGUCUUUGCGCCUCGGCCUCUUUGCGCUUCCCGGGUCUUUGCGCCUCGGGGUCUUUGCGCCUCGGGGUCUUUGCGCUUCCCGGGGUCUUUGCGCCUCGGGGUCUUUGCGCCUCCCCGGGUUUCGGGUUUCGGGUUUCGGGUUUCGGGGUCUUUGCGCUUCCCGGGGUCUUUGCGCUCGGGGUCUUUGCGCCUCCCCGGGUUUCGGGUUUCGGGUUUCGGGGUCUUGCGCUUCCCGGGGUCUUUGCGCUCGGGGUCUUUGCGCCUCCCCGGGUUUCGGGUUUCGGGUUUUCGGUUUUCGGGUCUUUGCGCUUCCCGGGGUCUUUGCGCCUCGGGUCUUUGCGCCUCCCCCGGUUUCGGGUUUCGGGUUUCGG
Messenger RNA from Brassica napus (rape), 591 nucleotides. RefSeq lists its product as uncharacterized. The annotation marks the transcript as partial. Lineage: Eukaryota; Viridiplantae; Streptophyta; Magnoliopsida; Brassicales; Brassicaceae. The record is from RefSeq and is a predicted model, not a curated record. The transcript has a single exon.